AUCUAUUGUUUUCCUUUUGGUUUCCUCAAGACAUAUUCGAUAGUCGAUAGAUAUAUUGUGUUUUCAAAGUUGGAGUAGUUCCCGUCAGGUAAAAACAAUCGAGCCAGCCACCGCCACAUGACUGAGAAUAACCCCAAAACCCAUUACCCUUCUUCGGGUGGGAUUCCCAGUCCCAGUGAUGAUGGCCCAAAAAAGCUUCCAGGGAAGCAGAAGAUGCAUUUCAACCCGCCAGAGAAAGAGAUUCCGGACGCGGCCACUCUGAGGGAUCAAUGGAGGUAUGCCAUUAGGCAGUACAGUAAAUGGUACUCUCACGCUUGGGGCACUGCCAUUCUCGCUGGCACCGCCUUCUUCGCCCUCGGCUGGUUCAUCAAAGGAGAGAACCCCAUACCCUCUUUCAACUCUAACAAAGACAAAGACAAAGACAAAGACAAUCACAAUUCUCACCCCUGAUGUCAUGUGCCCUUCACUUCUUUUCAGGUACCAUUCACUGGAAUCAAGCCACACAAGAUCUGCUUUUGGUUGACAAUGCCCUGGCACCUUGCUUGCAAUGGUCUAAUAAGGAAUUUUGAUGUUUAUAAAGUCUCGUGACACAGUGGUUAUUUUGCUUCUCUUGAACUAGUUUCUGUCGCUGUUUCGAUAUGGAUGUAAGGCAAAAGAUUAUGUAUAUUCGAAUGCUUUCGGCAUGGAAUGGAUGUAAGGAUAAAGAUUGUACAUAUUCAAAUGCUUCAUCCCAACUUGUAAUUUAUGGGUGAUUAUGGUCCA
Molecule: messenger RNA, 762 nt
Organism: Glycine soja
Lineage: Eukaryota; Viridiplantae; Streptophyta; Magnoliopsida; Fabales; Fabaceae
Exons: 2
Coding region: 118-450 (110 amino acids)
Source: RefSeq, a predicted model, not a curated record